Molecule: messenger RNA, 5506 nt
Organism: Paramormyrops kingsleyae
Lineage: Eukaryota; Metazoa; Chordata; Actinopteri; Osteoglossiformes; Mormyridae
Gene: kpnb1
Product: karyopherin (importin) beta 1
Biological process (GO): protein import into nucleus
Molecular function (GO): small GTPase binding
Source: RefSeq, a predicted model, not a curated record
GAGGGCUUCUGCCACUGCGGCGGCGUGUGAUAUCCUUCCGCGGGACGGUGACGCGGUCUUUUUCCCCUUCCGAUAACACGGGCUGAGAGUGAGCAGCGGCAGUCCUGCUCAGCCAGAAAAUAUUCACAUCCAGAUAUUAAAAAACUGUGCAUAUUCACCGUAAAGUCGACAAGUGGGGGGAAAAUACCUGAGCGUUAUCUGCUUCUUCCCCUUUGGCGUUCUUUGCUUCAUUACGUUCCUGUUACAUCACUUGAACACAGAAGAAAUAUUAUCCGGUUUGUAUUGUGUGCUGCACUUUUGUGGAGAAGAGGCACGGACAGAAUGGAGCUGAUCACAAUCCUCGAAAAAACUGUCUCUCCAGAUCGGAACGAGCUGGAGGCUGCGCAGAAGUUUCUGGAGCAGGCGGCGAUUGAAAACUUGCCCACAUUUCUAGUGGAGCUUUCUAAGGUUCUGGCAAAUCCUGGAAACAGCCAGGUGGCCCGUGUGGCAGCGGGGCUGCAGGUCAAGAACUCGCUAACCUCGAAAGACCCGGAUGUGAAGGCACAGUACCAACAGCGAUGGUUGGCCAUUGACAGCAAUGCCCGGCAGGAGAUCAAAAGCUACGUUCUGCAGACGCUGGGCACGGAGACGUACCGCCCCAGCUCGGCGUCUCAGUGUGUUGCCGGGAUAGCCUGUGCCGAGAUCCCUGUGGCCCAGUGGCCGGAGCUCAUACCUCAACUUGUAGCUAAUGUCACCGAUCCCAGCAGCACCGAGCAUAUGAAGGAAUCUACCCUGGAGGCUAUUGGCUACAUCUGCCAGGACAUCGACCCAGAACAGCUGCAGGAUAACGCCAACCAGAUCCUGACAGCCAUCAUCCAAGGUAUGCGCAAAGAGGAGCCCAGCAACAACGUAAAGUUGGCAGCUACGAACGCACUGCUCAAUUCCUUGGAGUUUACCAAAGCCAACUUCGACAAAGAGACGGAGCGGCAUUUCAUCAUGCAGGUUGUGUGUGAAGCCACGCAGUGUCCAGAUAACAGAGUACGAGUUGCUGCUUUACAGAAUCUGGUGAAGAUAAUGUCUCUCUAUUAUCAGUAUAUGGAGACAUACAUGGGACCUGCUCUGUUUGCUAUCACAAUAGAAGCCAUGAAAAGCGACAUUGAUGAGGUUGCCUUACAAGGAAUUGAGUUCUGGUCCAACGUCUGUGAUGAGGAAAUGGAUUUGGCUAUUGAAGCGUCUGAGGCAUCGGAACAGGGACGCCCCCCAGAGCAUACUAGCAAGUUCUAUGCCAAAGGUGCCCUGCAAUAUCUGGUUCCAAUUCUCACCCAGACACUUACCAAACAGGAUGAAAAUGACGACGAUGACGACUGGAACCCGUGUAAGGCGGCGGGGGUGUGCCUGAUGUUGCUGGCCACCUGCUGCGAGGAUGAUGUCGUCCCUCAUGUGUUGCCCUUCAUCAAAGAGCACAUCAAGCACCCCGACUGGCGUUACCGUGACGCUUCUGUGAUGGCUUUCGGUUCCAUCUUAGAGGGUCCUGAGCUGACCCAGCUCAAACCAUUAGUCAUUCAGGCUAUGCCCACGCUGAUUGAAUUGAUGAAGGAUCCUAGUGUUGUGGUGAGAGAUACUACAGCCUGGACUGUGGGUCGCAUUUGCGAGCUGCUUCCUGAAGCGGCCAUCAAUGAGGUCUACCUGGCGCCCCUGCUGCAGUGUCUGAUCGAGGGUUUGAGCGCCGAGCCACGUGUGGCGUCCAACGUCUGUUGGGCCUUCUCCAGCCUCGCGGAAGCUGCAUAUGAAGCUGCGGAGACCACUGAUGACCAGGAUGAACCUAGCACUUACUGUCUGUCCUCCUCCUUCGAGAUCAUAGUCCAGAAGCUCCUGGAGACCACAGACAGGCCGGACGGGCACCAAAACAACCUGCGGAGUGCGGCGUAUGAAGCUCUAAUGGAGAUAGUGAAGAACAGUGCGAAGGACUGUUACCCAGCUGUGCAGAAGACCACCCUUGUGAUCAUGGAACGGUUACAGCAAGUUCUUCAGAUGGAGUCCCACAUCCAGAGCACUUCUGACCGAAUCCAGUUCAAUGACCUGCAGUCCUUACUGUGUGCCACCCUGCAGAAUGUAUUACGGAAGGUGCAGCACCAGGAUGCACUGCAGAUCUCCGACGUGGUGAUGGCCUCGUUGCUGCGCAUGUUCCAGAGCACGGCUGGCUCUGGGGGUGUGCAGGAAGACGCCCUCAUGGCGGUCAGCACUCUGGUGGAAGUUUUGGGCAGUGAUUUCUUGAAAUACAUGGAUGCUUUCAAACCUUUCCUGGGCAUUGGGCUGAAAAAUUAUGCAGAAUAUCAGGUGUGUCUCGCCGCUGUUGGCCUGGUCUGUGACCUUUGCCGAGCACUUAUGACCAACAUCCUGCCUUACUGUGACGAGAUCAUGCAGCUUCUUCUGGAGAACCUGGGGAAUGAGAACGUCCACAGAUCCGUGAAGCCGCAGAUUCUCUCUGCUUUUGGGGAUAUCGCCUUGGCCAUCGGAGGCGAGUUCAAGAAAUAUCUGGAUAUUGUACUGGACACGCUCCAGCAAGCGUCGCAGGCCCAAGUGGAUAAGACGGAUUACGACAUGGUGGACUACCUGAACGAGCUUCGAGAAGGCUGUCUGGAAGCCUACACAGGGAUUAUUCAAGGCUUGAAAGGCGAUCAGGAAAACGUACAUCCGGAUGUGAUGCUAGUUCAGCCCCGAGUGGAGUUCAUCCUGUCCUUUAUUCACCACAUCGCUGAAGACGAGGAUCAUUCUGAUGGUGUGGUAGCCAAUGCUGCCGGCCUCAUAGGUGACCUGUGCACUGCCUUCGGCAAGGACGUCAUGAAGCUGGUGGAGGUGAGGCCCCUUAUCAAUGAGUUGCUGACCGAGGGCCGAAGAUCUAAGACUAGCAAAACCAAGACUCUGGCCACUUGGGCCACCAAGGAGCUGCGCAAGCUUAAAAACCAGGCUUGACCGAACAAGAGAUCAUACUGAGCAAACCCCACUGGAGUUUCUUCUGUCUUUUGCGCUAUUGGGUUAAAGCAGAAGUUAAGAGUGUGCUGAGAUGAGUGUCUGCAAUGUGAGAGUGAGUGAGUGAGGCUUGAUAUCACACCACCCGAGUACAAUUCCAGCAGUCGCCCGCAGCGUCCAUCCGGCCACCGUUGGACUGAUCUGAAAACGACGACGUGAACAUCGUAUGGGACAGCCGUAGCCGGCCGGUCCCAAACUGACAUUAGUCAACAGAAAAAUUCAAGGAUCAUCAAAGAAGAAACUGCCAAAUGUGGAAGACCACCCGCCCAUUCCCCACCCUGAGAGAAAGGACUUGACGCUGUGCUGAGGUUUGACGUCCCAGCACUAUGGAUACGGACUUCAAGUUGGAGGUAUGCGAUUUUGCUCAGAACGGAUAUCAAUUGGAUAACUAAAAUGGACUUUUGCUGCUGGAAUUGAAGAAAGCUUACAUGAGGGGAAAGAGAAUCAGCAAUUGGAUUUGGUGGCCUGUGUCCCACAGCCUUUUGGAAGCCAUUAACCUGUCCACACAAGGAGUCCUGCUGAUUUUAGGCCUGGCUCAUAAGAAUCAAGUGUGAGAGAGUGAGGGAUUCACUUCACUGCCCAAUACUAUAAAUACAAUGCAAAUACUGAACGCAGUACUGAAACUACUUUGGAGGGGGAUUUUGAGUAAUGGCAGCAUAUGAGAAAUUUGGUAAGUUUUUUUUUUUUUUUUUUUUUUCUUUCUCUUUAAGAAAAUGACUAACAUUCAGACUUAAGGUGUCAUGGGGGGGUUCUCCUUAUUCUGUUGGCCAUCUGUUUCUUUCUUGCCUCUAUUCCAAACUGUGAAAUUUUAAAAGCAAUUCAAAUUCACGGAAAAUGGGUAAUUCAAGGUGAGGAACACACUUUGCAGCUGAAGCAAAAAGCCCGAAAUUUCGACAGGUAACACUUAGCUGUCUGGAUUAUUUUAAAUCUAGUUCCAAAGGUGGGAGUGUGCCAAAGAAUUUAUAACCUGACAGUAAAAAAAUAAAUAAAUAAAUAAAAAUAAAAAAAUACAAAUUGGGUCCUCGUUUGAACGGAUUUAAAGCCUAAAGAAUUGGAUAUACAGUAAGCGGUCCGAUAAUAGGCUUAUGAAAGGAAGUGAUUGGUAGUUUGGGGCUUUUUGUGCUUGCAUUGUUUCCAUUUUGUCGCUGGUUUCCCCCCGAACUUAGUUGGAAAGGUACAGCUUAUCCAACUUGUCUAGAGUAAAAAUGGAGGCAUUUGUAUGAGGUUCUAUUUUUCCACUGCAAUGAAGAAAAAUAAAAUUCUAUCAAACAUUCCCCUAGCAUUGUUUGCAUUUGGUCUUUUUGGUGGGUGGGUUCUGGGGAGCUGAAAAUUCCCGAUGGAGUAAGUGGGCGUUGCAGCCAAUCAAGCCCCCCCCCCCCAACUGGUAACUGGUAUUACUGGCCGGUUUGCAUAUCCCUAGCCUUCUAGGUCGACAAUGUUAAUGGUGAUGCGUAGUAGCUCACCGAAUGGUUGCUAGCUUGCAUUUUAGUUUUCCCUCGAAAUUAAAUGGCUAAUAAUUUGUAUUCAUAUUAGUCAGGAGCCAUUUUGCAUGCCAAGCAGAAGAUGUGAAGUAAAGGCGUUCUCCUGUGGGCCUCCAGGCCCCGGGGCCUCCCAGUGUUCACUGGGAGUCUUAAGCCGCUCCUCCUGCUCCUCUAUGCCAUUGAAUGACCAAACUGGGGACUGCUCCUCCACACAUGCACUUGGCAUUCUUCUCUCCACCCUUUUUGUAUAAAGAGUUUGUCUGCUUUGUGUCUUGGGGUGUAGUGAGCUUCCUGUGGACACGCUUUCUUUUUGGGUGCAUAACCUAUUUCAUACUGUUUUUUUUUUUUUUUUUUUUCUUUUUUAAAUGUUUUUAAGAUGCUGAAGGGAAAAGGUCUGUUUUAAGAUCUUCAAGGGCAAAUCGGUGUCUCCCCUGAGCUUCAGCUUAGCCCAUUGUUCCCAGUGGGGAGAGGAUUUCUCAUCCCAGUUGCCAGUCGCAGUGUGUGAUCCCCACUCAACCAUAACAUGAAGAGCAUUUGUAGCCUGUGCCUUUUUACAAGCGAAGCUGGUCAGAACUGAUAUUGGGAUUGGGAAUGGGAAUGGGAUUCUCUGGCCACUAACGGUUGGAUUUACAGCUUCACUUAUUUUGAUUGACUUUUAAUGUGUUUAGUUCUGUUAUCAAUCUCCACAACUUGCUUUUGGGUGAAAAUUGGUCAACUGCCAGAGGUAAAAGUAAUUCUGUUACAAUAAAACAAGAAAAGGUUCCUACUCUAUUGGGUCGUUUACGCAAGGGUUUUUUUUAUUUUAUUUUAUUUUUUUCCUCCCUCCAGUGUUGGAGUUGAAUUCCUGGCUUUGAUAUAAUUUGUAGUCAUUGGGGCAGGAUGGGGGAAUUGUGGUUUGGGGCGGGGGGGUGUUCUGGAGAUGGGGAAUUUUUGACCAUUCCUCAGUGCUACUUGUUUCAGUCCUGUGUUGCUUUCUGCUUUAGAACCCGAGAAUAAAAUAUGCGGAGUUUCAGCUG